Mollisia scopiformis is the source of this 881-nucleotide messenger RNA. RefSeq lists its product as uncharacterized. The coding region runs from base 126 to 584 and encodes 152 amino acids. The record is from RefSeq and is a predicted model, not a curated record. The transcript has 2 exons. NCBI's taxonomy places the organism in Eukaryota, Fungi, Ascomycota, Leotiomycetes, Helotiales, Mollisiaceae.
CCCGCCAACAUCUAUUCUUACAUCCACGACUGCUUCCUACACUUUGAUGUAUAAACAUCUCUGAGCACCACAAUUUCUUUGAUACUGUGUUUUCGGGGCUCACUUACCCCGCAAGACUUCACGCCAUGCUGGUUAUCAAUUCCGUUGCCGUUCUUGCAUGUCUCUGGGCCACUAGACCGGUAUUUUCUGAGCAAUGGAAUGGCGCCAAUGCUCAACAACCACUACUUCCAACGUCUUCAUCACCAGCCCGCAACUACAGCGUCGGGUUCAGCCUGUCAUCCUCAUAUGGAGCAGCAGCAGUCAUAAUCGAUGAUGUCCUCGAUGGAAAGAAGACCAUGACAUGGGUAGUGCAUGGUGACACUGCGUAUCAGAAAACCAUGGCGAGAUUAUCUCUGGAAGAGUCAAGAUAUCUUGCACCACCGUAUGAUGAUAUGCAAGAUUACUUCAACAACGUUCCUCGCGUGCUGGCCCGCCGAGCUCUGAAAGCCAACAUGCAAGUCCUAUUUGGGUAUGCCAUCACGAGGAAUCAGACCUGGUGUCGGGCUGACCUGGUUAGGGAAUGCUGUGGGACGACACAACCCUGAGUUGAAUACUUCUCGCAUGGAUCUUCUGUUUUUCAAACUGGGUCAAUGGCUCUUGGAGAUGUUUCGAUGAUACGGAUCUCAUACGAGAAGUAAGCUACUAUAUUCUCAUUCGGAUUCAAUCACAACCUCAAUAUGAUUCCUGAAUUCCUGCUUGCUUCUAUACAUUGUUCAGAUCUGCAACAAGGCGCUCUGGCGAGCCAAUUUCAUUGCAAGGGGUUUUUCGGAGCCGUGUCCAUCACGCGAUAGUCCUCAACAGUUAUGCCACCCGAAGCAACCUCCUCGACUUUCACCGUAGGA